Molecule: messenger RNA, 1610 nt
Organism: Prunus mume (Japanese apricot)
Lineage: Eukaryota; Viridiplantae; Streptophyta; Magnoliopsida; Rosales; Rosaceae
Source: RefSeq, a predicted model, not a curated record
CGAUGGCUUCACUCCAACAUGAUCUCCAUGGGAAGUUACGGGAGAUGGAGAAAUCUCUAGGCAAGAUAUCGGAGAUCGAGAAAACCCAAAAGUUCGAAUUGCAAACAUUAAUAUUGGAGCUGCUUCGCUUACUAAGCGAAAGUAGUGGUUGCCCCGUUCAACCUGGCAGUCACAUGCCGGCAAUCACCUUGACGAUGGCUUCCACUGCUGAGCCCACCCCUCGUCAAUCGGAAGUGAUGAAAUCUCUAGCCGAGCUUUCCGCCCAGCAGAAAUCCAUAAUGGAGGAGCUUCGCCUGAUACGCGCCAUUAUUGCUAGCCCCAGUCAAUCCCAAUGGACAACUCCAAACUUCACGGAGAUUUACGAAAGUCCAAGCCUUGAACCCUUUAAUCCUUACCCAAGCUUUCCCAUGGUGCCAUCAACGACAAUAAAUCAAGGGGAAGAUAGAUCUGUAUAUUUAUUUGUGUCUUUUUAUGAUGGCCAAUAUACUGAUGCAAUCUAUCAAGUGACGUUUAAACACGGAGGAGAAGUCACUCAUGAAACCCCAUUUGUUCAAGUUGAGGAUGAGUUCUCUAAUGGUUUUUACAUUCAGGGUGCAAGAAUUUUCAACCGCUCUGAAUUAUACAUCCUUCUACAGGGAGGUUAUAAUAACCCUCUCCUGGGAGACUCUUCCAAGUCAUUCGGAUACAUUAUUGACACGGAGAUUGGGUCAUAUUAUUCAUCUCUUCCUCCCAAUCUAGCCUCUAAACCAUUAGCAACUCUUGUGUCUGCGUAUGACAAGCUUUACUAUGUUGCAUCUCCAGCAUGCUUACAACCAAUUACGGAACCGUCCUUCGAGAGAUAUGAUCCUAAGCAAGACGUUUGGGAGCGAAUGCCUUCUUUUCCAUUUUAUCGUGAUGAUGUCCGGAUGGAAAUAAUUGGUUAUGCCGUUUGUUAUGGUGUUAUUUUGUUUUCAUUGUGGGACUCCGACAUGAAUCUCGAUGUCGUUGCUUUUCAUGAGAGUAGAAACCAAUGGAAUAGAGUGACUUCUGCCUCUUAUGCUCCUUUCCGAGGGAGGGCCGUGGUUGCAGGCGACACUAUCUAUGCCUUACAUGCGCUUAUGGUGGAGGAGAUUAUAGCAUUCUCCUUUAGGAUGGACAAAGGUGAUCACGGUGGCAUUGCAUAUUCCCUAAGCCCACUUUUUAUAUUGCGUGGUUUGGAGAUUGUGUGUCCGCCAGUGCCAUUUUGUGAGCUUAAUACAGGGUAUUUGGUUCAUUUGGGUAACCAUGAAUUUUUUCAUGUCAAGACUGGCAGUCCCAAUAGUGAAGCACAUCCCAAGGUUCAAUAUCUUUGUAUCACCACGUUUCAAAUUGUUGUUGAAGGAGGAAAACAUAUGAUCAGGACCAUAAAUUCAACUGUUCAUCCUGUGGAUGUCAAAGGUCGUGAUUGGUUCUUCCUUGAGUUCUGCUUCACACCUGAGUGCGGGGAUUAUGAACCCAUAGAAGGGGACAUUGUGACUAGUAUAAAUCAGCCAAAAGAAGAAGAAACCACUUUGGAGACAACUCAGGAUGAGACUUUUUCUAUGUGGGAGGUGACUCGUAGUGAGGUUCUUGCUCGCCAAUGUCAAAGGUGA